AUGCUGCGCGUGGGGUGGCUCUUCCUCUGGUUUGUCACGGGAGACAGGAUUAAAGGGCUUAACAUUUCAGGUUGCCACACCAGCCACUUUCUGUGGCAGUUCUCCGCGGACAGCGCCGAGGAGUUUGUCCUGUUCUGUGACUUCGCGGAGUCGGAGAGACCCCGCUUCCACCGCAGAGAGCCUGUCUCCCCCGCCCGGGGCCCUGCGCGCCCGCCCUGCCAGCGGCCCGGCCUGUCCGAGGCCCAGUGGUACCGCCAAGCAGGGGCCGGAGGCGCGUUACAGGAAAUCACCGGGAAGCAGUCUCACCUCCUCCUGGACAAGACGGCCCUGCGCUUCCUGACCGCGGACAGGAGCCACGAGGGCUCGUACGUCUGCAGGCCCAGGCCCAGGAGCCCCGGCGACGAGGCCUGCUGCGCCCUGACGGUCCUGCAGAUGGAGCCCCACCCGCCCUGCCCGCACCCCGGGCCCCGCACGCGCUACCUCCGGCUGGGCAGCACGGACGCCAUUCACUGCCCCGGCCUCGGCUGCGACGGGGACCCCCCGAGCCCGGAGCUGACCUGGUACCAGAACGGGACGCUGCUCUCUGAGCGGAGGAGCAACCCGCUGCAGCUGGACGCAAUCUACGACUUCCACCAGGGCACCUACGCCUGCGACUACCCCAAGGCUAAGGGGGGCAGCAACUGGACGGUCAGAGCAGUUGUCCACGUGAAAACCAUCGUGAAGAACACCACCUUCAAGCCGGACAUCGUGGAGCCGGUGCAGGAGACCCUGGAGGUGGAGCUGGGAAAGCCUCUCACUCUGAACUGCACAGCACGCUUCGGCUUUGAAGAGCACUUCGCCCCGGUGCUGAGAUGGUACAGCAAAGACGCCGGCCAGGAGCUGGAAAUCCCAGCACAGGGAGGCCGGCGCCUGAGAGCCAGCGUGGAGGUGGAAGUGAUCCGGCUCCCUCUCCGCUUGGAUAGCGUUGCCCAGAGCGACCUGCACAGGACGUUCGUCUGCUUCGCCCAGAACUCACUGGGGAACGCCUCGAAGCCCCUCCGGCUGCAGGGGAAGCAGGGAGCGGUGCUCCUGAACGUGCUCCUGGGCACCGUGGCCGCCCUGGCCGGCGCGCUGGCCGCGGGCGCGCUGCUCUUCGCCUACUGGAUUGAGGUGCUGCUGCUGUGCCGGACCUGCCAGGACCAGGACGAGACGCUCGGGGAUAAAAAGGAGUUUGAUGCUUUCAUCUCCUACGCGAAGGGGAGUGCCUCCGAGAGCGAGCCCGUCUUCCCUGUGAGUGAGGACCGCCUGGCCCUGAAGCUGUUCCCUGAAGUUCUGGAAAACAAAUAUGGCUACACCUUGUGUUUGCUUGAAAGAGACAUGGCCCCGGGAGGAGUGUACACAGAAGACAUCGUGAGCAUUAUCAAGAAAAGUAGAAGAGGAAUCUUCAUCUUAAGCCCCAACUAUGUCAACGGACCCAGUGUCUUUGAACUGCAAGCAGCAGUGAGUCUUGCGUUGGAUGAUCAGACGCUGAAGCUCAUUCUAGUGAAGUUCUGUCCCUUCAAAGAGCCAGAAUCCCUACCUGACCUGGUGAGGAAGGCUCUCCGGGUCUUGCCCACAGUCACGUGGAGAGGCUUAAAGUCGGCGCCUCCCAAUUCCAGGUUCUGGACUCGCAUGCGCUACCACAUGCCUGUGAAAACGCCCCCGGGCUCCUGUGGAGCCGCUUCAGGGUCAUCUCCAGGGCUUUCUCACUGGGACGACUCGGUAAAGGCAGAGGCCGCUGGGCGGAGCUCCCAGACAGGCACCGGUGA
Messenger RNA from Pipistrellus nathusii (Nathusius's pipistrelle), 1787 nucleotides. NCBI's taxonomy places the organism in Eukaryota, Metazoa, Chordata, Mammalia, Chiroptera, Vespertilionidae. The record is from the annotation of a GenBank genome assembly.